AUGGUUUCCAACAAUUCUUGUGGCACUUCUAUGGUCAUAAUGUUUUCUAAGUACCAUUAUCAUUUUCCAGGGAUGACUUUUCGAUAUGGCUAUGGAUUUUUGCUUAUAAUUGUAGCAGUGGCAUUUGGCGUCUCAAUUCCAUAUUUCGUCGGUUCUAUCUUCCAUCCUAAAAUCCAAGCAUGGUUAGAUAGACAUCCGAAGAAAGCUACCACAAUAAGACUAGCUGGUGAGGGAACUUGGUUCAAUCAGUUCCAAGCGAUUGCAUCGAUUAGGAUUUCUCCUUUCCCCUGUCUUGUAUAUAAUUACGGUGCUGUGGCUUCGGAUGUUACAUACGGUCCUUACUUGUUGGGAACGCUGGUAGGAAUGAUGCAAGAAAUGUUUGUUGCAAUUUACACGUUCACCAAUGUGGUGAUCUUUAGUUUGUCAUGUGGAUCAUCCAAUGAUUUUAUAUUUGUUGAUGUUUUGUUGGGUCGAGGUUCGUCAAUGUGUAGCUGCAUGGAAAGGGAAGGGAGUCGAGACAGAACUCCCAACAUUAUUGCUGGAGAUUUUGGACUGCAGAUGAAGAUGAAAUCGAUUGUAAAUGUCGAAAAGUGA
Fraxinus pennsylvanica is the source of this 594-nucleotide messenger RNA. NCBI's taxonomy places the organism in Eukaryota, Viridiplantae, Streptophyta, Magnoliopsida, Lamiales, Oleaceae. The record is from the annotation of a GenBank genome assembly.